This is a messenger RNA of Sphaeroforma arctica JP610, 596 nucleotides long. RefSeq lists its product as hypothetical. The record is from RefSeq and is a predicted model, not a curated record. The transcript has 3 exons. The coding region runs from base 276 to 596 and encodes 106 amino acids. NCBI's taxonomy places the organism in Eukaryota, Ichthyosporea, Ichthyophonida.
GACAACCGCAACUCAACUUAAAGCUAGUGGUUGAUUAGCUGGUUCCAUAUGAACAAGUAGCCUUACAUUACCACUCCUAGUAAACAAUAAACAAGUAACUUCCCUUGAACACUCCUACUGAACCCAGGACGACGUACCCACUCAGACAACACGGUAACUGUACGUUCAACCAAUCCACACAAAACACAAAACACAAAACAACGGGGUUUAAUUUAACAAUCACAUAGAAUCUGCAAGUACAAGAUCAGGCACUUGCACUUACUUACGUAGCACAUAUGGGUAGAAUGGCCAGAGUGUUGACUAAGACCAAGUCUAAGGGCAAAAGCGCCAUAUACUCGGCUACUGGAGGACAAUGGAUUACAUAUGUGGCGCUUUUGUCGGCGGCAGUGAUGUUCCUGGUGUGGCACACACAGCAGGCCGGUACCAGCCAAGGAUAUAGAAACACACAUAUACCUAGGGAACAGAAGCAGACCCAAGAUAUUAAAGCGGACGACUCCGCUUCAAAUUCUACCCACAGCUACAGAGUGGGAGAAGCUCCGCUCAGUGCAGGUAGGCGUAGACCAGUACUCGUAUACCUGUUUGUUAUACCUACAUGA